CAGGAAGUGACGCCCCCUGCUGCGCCGCGGAGACUUUUGCUAAGCGGGCGACCUUUAGCCGGCGAUGGAGAACCGAGCGGUGUAUAGUCCCACUACCGAGGAGGCCCCGGGUGCCGGUAGGGGCGCGCGCAGCGGCCUGGCCGCCUGCUUCUCCCUGGGCCGGCUCCCACCGUCUCAUCGCAUUCUCAAAGGCUCGCAGCUGCUGCUGUCCCUGCUGGCCUUCAUCUGUGAAGAGAUUGUGUUCGAGUGCACGCUGUGUGGAGGCUUGUACUUCUUUGAAUUUGUGAGCUGUAGCGCCUUUCUCCUGAGCCUCCUCCUGCUGGUUGUGUACUGCACACCAGUGUAUGACAGAGUUGAUGCUGGAAAAGUCAAAUCAUCGGAUUUUUACAUCACCCUGGGAACAGGGUGUGUGUUUCUAUUGGCGUCUAUCAUUUUUGUUUCUACUCAUACUGGGACAUCACCUGAAAUUGCUGCAAUUGUGUUUGGCUUUAUGGCGAGCCUGAUGUUCCUAUUUGACUUUGGCCUCAUGCUGUAUGAGAAACGGCAGGAGAACCAGCUGAGAAAACCUGAGAACACCACCAGGGCUGGAGCCCUCACAGAGCCACUGAACGGUUAAGAGAGGCUCCUUCCAUGUGACCUGUGUGGACCUGUCUUUUGGAGAGAAGAGGAGGGCAGGGGGCAGCUUCUCAGUGCUGGACUGGGUGGGGGCCCGUCAGUUAGCUCAGAGCGUGUUUUUAAUACUGUAGGGACUUGUCUCAAAUGGAGGAGGCUUUGUUGUUGUUUGUUUGUUUGUUUGUUUUUAAAGAUGAGGACCAUUGUCUUUGAAUUGCAUGUCUGUCAUUUGCUAUAGGACACCCAUCACUAGGCUUAGUUUCCAGACCAUGCGUUCUCUGUCCUUUUAAGAACCGUUUCAUUUUAAAAUCAUUUGCUUCACUAUUAGUUUUUAUAUUAAAUUCUGUUCUGUUGUUGGAGAUUUAAUUUGUAUUUAAGAUGCUGGCGUAGGCCUCUUUCCUUAAUAUAUGACCCUUGUCUUUACUGUAUCUCACUCAGCUUUACACUUGUGUGCUAACCUUUAAAGACAAUUAUUCCUGACCCAUGCAUUGCCUGACAGAAAGCACGUGGGCUGGUGGUGUUUUAUAUGAUAUAAAAACAAUAUCAGCGGCCUUGUGGUUUUUACAUUGCACUCUGGUUGUUGAGGUUACAUUUAAAAGAAAAAGGAAGAUUGUUAUGAAAUGCAGAAAGUUGAAGAAACUGAUCCUACAUCCAAAGACCAAAGAUAGAUUAGACUCUUUGUCCUGGACAGCGGACGUGAUUGCACAGAUAGGCCUGGACCACUUGUCGUGCUGGGUGCACACAUGGAAAUCACAGUUGAUGGUGUCUGUGAUGUGUGCACACACCCAAACCAACAGUUGGUGAUGUUCCUCCUGUGAGUUGGAAACUGGGGGUCUCCCUCCCGGCAGAUGGUCAUGCCUGCUCAAGUGACCCAGCUCUGCAGGCUUCUCUCCUUGUGGCUCACCCACCUGAGCCGCCUCCGUUCUGACCGUCUAGAUAGUCCCUGUGCCACAUCACCAUCUGCUAAGGGACCCUUCACUCUUGCUCUUCCCUCCUCUUCUCACUCAGGUUCAUUCCAACUGUCUCCAGACCAUCCAGACACUUGUGCCCUCCUGUCACCAAAAGUCUGAGGCAGGAACGUCAGGUUCUUCUUCCCAUAGGCCUUUGCUUGAGUUUCUCUCCAGGGGAGGUGUCUUGAGAAAGCAAAUCCAAGAAUCCCUGCUAGUGAAUACUGUUGGUGGUUAAGGAGGCCACAGACUGUUCCUGACACUUUGGAAGGAUUGCUUGUUGCUGUAUGGCUAUCUUAGAGCCACUGGGUACCUUUGUGCCCAAAGGGGACCUUUCUUAUCUUCCUUCUCUGAAGUGGAGGAAUCUGGGCACACAGCUUCUGCUGUUACUGACUCGCUGCCUGAUCUGCUGGCAUCGAGGUUACAUACUAGUGACAUCAUCACACUUGCUUGGGAGAUCAUGAAACCAAUCAUGAAUGUUGCCUUACUGGGCAUGCCACCUAGGAGAAGGGACAGUAGCUCUUGAAACCAGGAAUAGAAUAAUUCGAAAAUUACCGGUUUAUGGCAGACAGUUUUAGAUUGCACAUCAAACUGUGCUGUGGUCACAGUAAAUAUCAUCUAGACCUGUUGAGAAUUAACAGCCAAUCAGGGUGACUUUAGUGUUACCAGCUGUUAGUGUCUGUUACUGUAACAAAAUACCCAUUGGGGCUGGAGAGAUGGCUCAGACUU
Molecule: messenger RNA, 2288 nt
Organism: Onychomys torridus (southern grasshopper mouse)
Lineage: Eukaryota; Metazoa; Chordata; Mammalia; Rodentia; Cricetidae
Gene: Cmtm6
Product: CKLF like MARVEL transmembrane domain containing 6
Exons: 4
Coding region: 65-616 (183 amino acids)
Cellular component (GO): membrane
Source: RefSeq, a predicted model, not a curated record